AUGCAAGAGCCGGGCUCGCACUCCCACCCUGCCAUGGCCUCAUCAGGAAAAGCUGCCAUUGCCCCCUCCUGCCUCUCCUCCGAGUGCUUCGACACCCUGACCAAGUCGUGCAUCAAGUGCUCCGACCUGUUCAAGGACAACACAACUCUCCCCCUCCUGACACUACCGGCAUCUCGCCCCGCAGCAGAGCCUACCCUGGCACCCACCCUGACCAGCACCUUCCUGAUCUUUGGGGUCCCACUGGUGGUGGGGCUCAUCCUGGUUCUGGCUGCCUUCUGUGGCUUCCUGGCCUGCAAGGUGGGAAAGCAGAGGAGAAAAAGGAAGGCAGCAGACGAAGAAGACAAAGAAAACAUAGACAACGCCAGCCCCCAGCCCUGCCAGGACCCUGCCAUGCCAGAGGGAGAUGGAGCCCUGAGCCCAGCCCCAUGCCUGCAUCUUGUUGGGAGCCUGAAGAUGCCGGGGCCACCCAGGAAAGCCAGGGCAAAGCAGAGGCCGUGCUGCCAGGGCGAUGCUGAUGGCGACAUUGUUCUGCUCUCUGCUGUGCACCCCCGGCCUGAGGAAUGCAACCACAGCUUCCCCCUGCCUGCCACUGAGCUGGGGGCCACAGCACUGGUCACCACCAAAACCACCCAGAACUGUGCCAGAGAGGAGAGAGUCUGA
Molecule: messenger RNA, 660 nt
Organism: Ficedula albicollis (Collared flycatcher)
Lineage: Eukaryota; Metazoa; Chordata; Aves; Passeriformes; Muscicapidae
Gene: TNFRSF13C
Product: tumor necrosis factor receptor superfamily member 13C
Exons: 3
Coding region: 1-660 (219 amino acids)
Biological process (GO): T cell costimulation; positive regulation of T cell proliferation; B cell costimulation
Cellular component (GO): external side of plasma membrane
Molecular function (GO): signaling receptor activity
Source: RefSeq, a predicted model, not a curated record